Messenger RNA from Vigna angularis (adzuki bean), 2388 nucleotides. RefSeq lists its product as uncharacterized. The coding region runs from base 1 to 2388 and encodes 795 amino acids. The transcript is spliced from 2 exons. Lineage: Eukaryota; Viridiplantae; Streptophyta; Magnoliopsida; Fabales; Fabaceae. Gene Ontology annotation, biological process: DNA integration. The record is from RefSeq and is a predicted model, not a curated record. Gene Ontology annotation, molecular function: nucleic acid binding.
AUGCACAUCAAAUUUGAUCGGCCGCGACAGCUCGUAUCACCCGUGCUGUUAGUGAAGAAGAAGGAUGGCAGCUCUCGGUUAUGUAUAGACUACAGACAAUUAAAUAAGCUGACCAUCAAGAACAAGUACCCAUUACCUAGGAUUGAUGACUUGCUAGAUCAAUUACAUGGGGCUGCAGUGUUCUCAAAGAUUGAUUUGAGAUCCGGGUAUCAUCAAAUCAGGGUUAAGGAAGACGACAUCCAGAAGACAGCAUUUAGGUCUCGUUAUGGGCAUUAUGAAUAUGUGGUGAUGCCUUUUGGAGUAACGAACGCCCCCGCAGUGUUCAUGGAGUAUAUGAACCGCAUAUUCAGGCCCUAUUUGGAUAAGUUUGUGGUCGUCUUCAUAGAUGAUAUUCUCAUCUAUUCCAAGACUGAAGACGAGCAUGAAGAGCAUCUUAGACUUGUACUUGGAGUGUUGAGGGAGAAGGAAUUAUAUGCCAAGUUGUCUAAGUGCGAAUUCUGGAUGAAGGAGAUUCAGUUUUUGGGUCAUGUGGUGUCGGCUGGAGGCAUCUCGGUAGAUCCAGCGAAAGUACGAGCGAUACUGGAAUGGGAGAGUCCGCGUUCGGUCACAGAGGUGCGUAGUUUUGUUGGACUGGCGGGCUACUACAGACGUUUCAUCGAAGGCUUUGCUAGAAUAGUGGCGCCGCUAACUCAGUUGACCCGAAAAGAUCAGCCGUUCGCUUGGACCGAUCGUUGUGAGGCCAGUUUCCAGGAGUUGAAAGUGAAAUUGACGAGCGCUCCAGUGUUAGUUAUUCCGGACACGUCUAAAUCAUUUGAGGUAUAUUGCGACGCUUCUCAUCAAGGUCUGGGUUGUGUUUUGAUGCAAGAGAAGCGAGCGGUAGCUUAUGCGUCUCGUCAGUUGAGGACUCACGAGAGGAAUUACCCAACGCACGACCUGGAGUUGGCAGCGGUCGUUUUUGCGCUAAAGAUUUGGAGGCAUUUCUUGUAUGGAUCCACGUUCCAAGUCUUCAGUGAUCACAAGAGUCUCAAGUACCUCUUUGAUCAGAAGGAAUUGAAUAUGAGGCAGAGGAGGUGGCUCGAGUUCUUGAAGGACUAUGACUUCGAGCUACUCUAUCAUCCAGGAAAGGCGAACGUAGUAGCGGACGCUCUAAGCAGGAAGGUGGUGCAUGUGUCGUCCAUGAUGGUGCACGAGCUAAGCUUGGUGGAGAGUUUCAGAAAUCUAAGGUUACGGUUUGAGUUAGAACUGAGCAGCAUCAAGUGUUGUAACCUUAGCAUAUCUAGCGAUGUGUUUGAUCGGAUUAGGAUGAAGCAACGCGAGGAUGAAGAGCUGGUGAAGAUCUUAAGCGCGCUCGGUACGGAUCAAGCUAAGUGGUUCAAUACGGGAACAGACGGCAUGUUGCGUUACAUGGGCAGAACGCUAACGAAGAGCGCCCACUUCCUAGCAGUUAACUUGAAGAUGUCGAUGACCAACCUAGCCAAGUUGUAUAUCCAAGAGAUCGUUCGCCUACAUGGAGUGCCGUCGAGCAUCAUUUCCGAUCGAGACACAAGGUUCACUUCACGGUUUUGGCAGUCACUUCAAAGCGAGCUCGGUAGUAAGUUGCAAAUGAGUUCGGCAUAUCACCCUCAGACGGACGGUCAGUCUGAACAGACCAUCCAGACGUUAGAAGAUUUGCUGAGGACGUGCGUCCUAGAUCACUUAGGCGCAUGGGAUGAGAUCCUGCCGCUAGUGGAGUUCACGUAUAACAACAGUUUCCAAGCGAGCAUUGGAAUGGCACCGUUCGAAGCACUCUAUGGGAGGAAAUGCCGAACGCCACUUUGUUGGUUCAAGGAAGGAGAGCAAGUGCUGACUGGACCUGAGCUUAUCCAGCAAACGACCGAGAAAGUCAAGCAAAUCCAGGAGAGAUUGAAGACGUCUUUGAGCAGGCAGAAGUCGUACGUUGAUAAGAGGAGAAGACCGUUGGAAUUCGCUGCAGGAGACCAUGUGUUCCUUCGACUCAAUCCAGUCACUGGUGUAGGACGAGCCGUUCAUCCAAAGAAGCUGUCUCCCAAAUUCAUUGGGCCAUACCAGAUCCUGAGAAAGAUCGGACCAGUAGCGUACGAGCUUGCAUUGCCACCCCAGCUAUCCAACCUUCACCCCGUUUUCCACGUCUCUCAACUUCGGAAGUAUAUAGCGAAUCCAUCCCAUGUACUAGAGUUGGAAGACAUUCAACUACGUCCCGACCGAACGUUAGAAUUACGUCCAGUUCGAAUGGAAGAUAGCCGCACCAAGUACUACAAAGGCAAGGAAGUUCGUUUGGUGAAGAUGGUGUGGGACGCUAAGACUGGUGAUUCAACGUGGGAGGUUGAGAGCGCCAUGAAGGACUUAUACCCUAGUCUAUUUUCAGGUUAG